Serendipita indica DSM 11827 is the source of this 534-nucleotide messenger RNA. NCBI's taxonomy places the organism in Eukaryota, Fungi, Basidiomycota, Agaricomycetes, Sebacinales, Serendipitaceae. The record is from the annotation of a GenBank genome assembly.
AUGUCCAAGCAAAUCCACCUUGAUAACAAGCGCUCGCCCGUCGUCGACGAGUACCAUUUUUCUCGUCUCAACGAUGCCCUUGAGCCAUAUGCGCGGUAUGUCCUUCCUUGCUCGGCAACUCAAACACCGCGCUCCUCGUCGUUUGCUCUCUUUGCUGAGAUGCCUUGUUCGUCUACAGCGCCGUACAAAGUUGCUGGUCUAGCUGUCGCUGCGUUCGACUCUACUGCACCGUUCCGACGUGCCCAUCGAGCAAUGCUGCCCUCUCAACGGGUUUACGCUAGUUACCACCUUACGUUUGCACCAACGUCCCAAGUCGUUGUGCGUGCCCUCGACGCUCAACAUACUUGCGGACAGGAUCACCAUUGUGAAGACGAAAAGGUCGCCCUCGAGCGAGCUAGUGCUUGUGACCCGUCAUCGGGUACACAUUUCCCCGCAUUUUCGCUUCUGGAUUACGUGAUGGACUGCCCUCCUGUUCCAGGGCAUACGGCGACCGUUCUUGUCCUGCACGACACGCCAGUCCUCGUCGCCAGCUGA